This is a messenger RNA of Lepidothrix coronata (blue-crowned manakin), 2584 nucleotides long. RefSeq names its product selenophosphate synthetase 1 (gene SEPHS1). The record is from RefSeq and is a predicted model, not a curated record. NCBI's taxonomy places the organism in Eukaryota, Metazoa, Chordata, Aves, Passeriformes, Pipridae. Gene Ontology annotation, cellular component: cytoplasm. The transcript has 9 exons. The coding region runs from base 270 to 1448 and encodes 392 amino acids. Gene Ontology annotation, biological process: L-selenocysteine biosynthetic process. Gene Ontology annotation, molecular function: selenide, water dikinase activity; ATP binding.
CCGCCUCCUCUCCGUCUGCACAAAGAGAGCGGCAGCGAAGGCCCCGGGUUCGCCUCUAAAGGCAGCGGCUGGAAAUUUAAGGUGUCCCGGAGCCAUGCCCGCCCGCAGCCGCGCUCCCCGGGUCGAUGGGUGUCGCGGCUCCGCGCCUCGCGUGUCCCGGGCGGUCGGGCUGGCGGCGGGUGCUCGGGGGGUUGCGUUGGACUGAUCAGCAGAGAAAUUGAUCCCGUUGCUGUGGGGUGGGAAAGGCCGGCAGUCUGUGGGAGAGAACCAUGUCUGUCCGGGAGUCGUUUAACCCAGAAAGUUACGAACUGGACAAGAGCUUCCGCCUGACCCGAUUCACUGAACUGAAAGGCACAGGCUGCAAAGUGCCACAGGAUGUCUUACAGAAACUGCUCGAGUCUCUACAAGAAAACCAUUUUCAGGAAGAUGAACAGUUCUUGGGGGCAGUUAUGCCCAGGUUGGGAAUUGGGAUGGACACUUGUGUUAUUCCAUUAAGACACGGAGGUUUGUCAUUGGUCCAGACGACAGAUUAUAUUUAUCCUAUUGUGGAUGACCCUUAUAUGAUGGGCCGGAUAGCGUGUGCCAACGUCCUAAGUGACCUUUAUGCCAUGGGGGUCACAGAAUGUGACAACAUGUUGAUGCUCCUUGGAAUCAGCAAUAAAAUGACAGAUAGGGAAAGAGACAAAGUGAUGCCUCUAAUUAUCCAGGGUUUCAAAGAUGCAGCAGAAGAGGCAGGAACAUCUGUUACUGGUGGGCAAACCGUGUUAAAUCCCUGGAUUGUUCUAGGAGGAGUGGCCACGACAGUCUGUCAGCCUAAUGAAUUUAUAAUGCCAGACAAUGCAGUGCCAGGAGAUGUGCUUGUAUUAACUAAACCCUUGGGAACACAAGUGGCUGUAGCUGUGCACCAGUGGCUAGAUAUUCCUGAAAAGUGGAAUAAAAUCAAGCUUGUGGUAACGCAAGAGGAUGUAGAACUCGCAUACCAGGAGGCAAUGAUGAACAUGGCACGGCUGAACAGAACAGCUGCUGGACUCAUGCACACUUUCAAUGCACAUGCAGCUACAGACAUCACAGGAUUUGGGAUCCUGGGGCAUGCACAGAACCUUGCCAAGCAGCAGCGAAACGAGGUGUCCUUUGUGAUCCAUAACCUUCCCGUUCUUGCCAAGAUGGCUGCUGUCAGCAAGGCUUGUGGAAACAUGUUUGGCCUCAUGCACGGGACCUGUCCAGAGACUUCAGGAGGCCUCCUCAUCUGCUUACCACGGGAGCAGGCAGCACGAUUCUGCGCCGAGAUCAAGUCUCCGAAAUACGGCGAAGGGCACCAGGCGUGGAUUAUCGGGAUCGUGGAGAAGGGCAACCGCACGGCCAGGAUUAUAGACAAGCCACGGAUCAUUGAGGUGGCACCACAGGUGGCCACUCAGAACGUGAACCCCACGCCCGGUGCCACCUCUUAAUAGAGAUCAAAUAGCUGUUUGUUUUUUGAAUAGAUCUAUUCCUUUAUCAUCCUACAAUUUAAAGAACUGUAAAAAAAAAAAAGAAAACUUGUUGUGUCUGCACAUCUGGUGGCCUUAGGUCAGUUUAUGAGUGGAUACAAAUAAUAAAAUGAAAUCCAUUGCCUUUUUUUCCUGUUACAUUAACUGAAGAUGCACCUAAUCUUGAGGCAGCUUCUGAGUUGAGAAUUAUAUUGUUAUCCAAUACUGUUGAUUCAUUUUGAAUCUUUAGACACUUAUCUCUUGCCGCAUAGGCUCUUUUUAAAGGUGCUUUCACGUAGCACAGACAUUACCAGUAGUAGUGUCAAAUAGCAGUUCGUGUCCUUUCAUUAUGUGUAUAUUUAUCAUGAGUCUAAUUUUGAUGCCUUGAGUGAUAUUCCAGAAAGGCAAUAAAUUGACAAGUGACACAGUGGGUUACCCAGUAGUAAGAUGGUUGCAUGAUUGCAUUCAAUCUUUGAUUUAUUUUAUUUUUUAAUUUUUUUUUUUUUUUUUGUAAGGUUUAGUCUUACCAAGAGCAUCUACGACCCUGGACUUUGCUUGGUAGUGCACUCAGUUUAAACAGCAAGUGCUGACUUUUUGCAUGGAAAGCGCUUCAGAGUCGAAGGAGUAAUUUCAAAUUUCAUUAUUUGUAGACCUGACAAUAUUUACUGUAUUAUCAAUGAUUGUUUUCUUUAUUGAUAGUAAGGACAAAUAAUUCUUUUUUUUUUUUUUUUCCUUUUGCAACGUGAUUGGAUGUGCUAUAGUGCAACAAAGGUUUUUCAGACCAAAAGGAAGUUACUGUAUAAUAUUCAUUUACAAUUCACUAUAUAAAUAACUACACAAAUAAUUUUUAAAUAUAAUCAAACUAAAAUAAACCUCUGUUCUGUGGAUGGUAGUGUUUAAUACAUUUUAUAUUUUGUAUAGUGAUUACAAGCCUUUUUUGUUUCUUUAAAAAUCAGAAGCUGUUUAGUAUAAUUCUUAGUAUUAUUUUGUUCUUUGCUCAAAUACAUUUUUCUGCACGCUUUUGUGAUCUGUGUUUAAAACCAACAUUGCCAACAUCGCAGCUUGAACUUAAGCUUGUUAUUCAAAAUAAAUAUUUAAUUUUUUUUAUUGCUCUUGUA